Trichomycterus rosablanca is the source of this 1572-nucleotide messenger RNA. It is a transcript of the gene eno3, whose product is annotated as enolase 3, (beta, muscle). The transcript is spliced from 11 exons. Gene Ontology annotation, molecular function: phosphopyruvate hydratase activity; magnesium ion binding. NCBI's taxonomy places the organism in Eukaryota, Metazoa, Chordata, Actinopteri, Siluriformes, Trichomycteridae. Gene Ontology annotation, biological process: glycolytic process. The record is from RefSeq and is a predicted model, not a curated record. Gene Ontology annotation, cellular component: phosphopyruvate hydratase complex. The coding region runs from base 187 to 1488 and encodes 433 amino acids.
GUGUGUGUGUGGGUGUGUGUGUGUGUGGUGUGUGUGUGUGUGUGUGUGGUGUGUGUGUGUGUGUGGUGUGUGUGUGGUGUGUGUGUGUCAGCACUGAGGAAGUGUGUGUUGGAGCAGUUGAAGAUAAAAGCCAGUGGGUUGAAGCUCCUCGGUUCCUGAACGUUCUCUCUCUCUCUCUCAGUCAGGAUGUCCAUUACGAAGAUCCACGCCCGUGAGAUCCUGGACUCCAGAGGGAACCCCACCGUGGAGGUCGACCUCUACACCUCCAAAGGUUUGUUUCGAGCUGCUGUUCCGAGCGGAGCUUCAACCGGAGUUCACGAGGCUCUGGAGCUCAGAGACGGGGAUAAAUCCCGCUACCUGGGCAAAGGAACUCAGAAGGCCGUGGAUCAUGUAAACAAGAUCAUCGCUCCCAAACUCAUCAAGAAGUUCAGUGUGGUUGAGCAGGAGAAGAUUGAUGCGUUCAUGAUCGAGCUCGAUGGAACUGAGAACAAAUCUCAGUUUGGAGCUAACGCUAUACUGGGCGUGUCUCUGGCCGUGUGUAAGGCGGGAGCUGCAGAGAAAGGAAUUCCACUCUACAGACACAUCGCUGAUCUCGCCGGCAACAAGAACGUCAUCCUACCUGUACCGGCGUUUAACGUGAUUAACGGAGGCUCUCAUGCCGGGAAUAAACUGGCCAUGCAGGAGUUCAUGAUUUUGCCGGUGGGAGCGAAGAGUUUCGGCGAGGCCAUGAGGAUCGGGGCCGAGGUUUAUCACAACCUCAAAAACGUCAUCAAAGCCAAAUACGGCAAAGAUGCCACCAACGUGGGGGACGAGGGGGGGUUCGCCCCAAAUAUCCUGGAGAAUAACGAGGCUCUGGAUCUGUUGAAGAGUGCGAUCGAGAGAUCCGGCUAUCCUGAUAAGAUCGUGAUCGGGAUGGACGUGGCGGCUUCAGAAUUCUACAGAGAUGGAAAAUACGACCUGGACUUCAAAUCUCCCGACGACCCCAAACGCUACAUCAGCGGAGAGGAGCUGGGAGCUCUGUACAGGAGCUUCAUCAGGGACUACCCAGUCCUGUCGAUCGAGGACCCCUUUGAUCAGGACGAUUGGCAGAACUGGGCGUCGUUUACAGACUCGGUUGAUAUUCAGAUUGUUGGAGAUGAUCUGACUGUAACGAAUCCCAAACGGAUCCAGCGAGCGGCCGAGAGGAACGCCUGUAACUGUUUACUACUGAAGGUCAAUCAGAUCGGAUCAGUCAGCGAGUCCAUCCGGGCCUGUAAGCUGGCCCAGUCGAACGGUUGGGGUGUGAUGGUGAGCCACCGCUCAGGUGAGACGGAGGACACGUUCAUUGCUGAUCUGGUGGUUGGACUCUGUACUGGACAGAUCAAGACCGGCGCCCCCUGCAGGUCAGAACGACUCGCUAAAUACAACCAGCUCCUGAGGAUCGAGGAGGAUCUCGGCGCUCAGGCUAAAUACGCCGGACUGGAGUUCCGUCACCCCAGAGUGAACUGAGGAGCUUCAUGGAUCUACAGGAGAACCUGAUCAUCACGUGUUUAUGGUUUAACACCUGAAAUAAACCACCAUGGUGUUAAUGUG